AUGGCUACUAGCCACUCCUCCAUGACCUUCCACUCCGUAGCUUAUAUAACUAAACCCUUAUACACAAACCUCUUCCAAGCUACACCCACAACCAACAAAACAAUCCAAGAUCGGUUCAUGAUCUCAUUUGAGAUUCAUAAUGAUGGCACUAAGGAUGAUCUCAAGCUUCCCACUGAUGAUAGUCUGCUUACUCUGACUGCAUUCGAGGAGGGUAAGGAUGUUGUGGUGUAUGUCAUGUCUUCCAUGGGUGAGGAGCAGAUCUGUGCCGUGAAGGAAGUUGGUGGUGGCAUUAUAAUUGAAAUCAUCGUCUACGUCGAGCUUAUCAAACCCUCCCUCCCUGUCCACACGCUCGACUCUCCGAUGACUUUUUUCCACGCGCCUGGCUCUGUUUGGGGGUUCAAUCUCCGCGUUCUGUCACGAAACAUCGAGUUCUCAGCUCCUCUUACGGCUUCAUUGAUCGUCGUCCAUUCCCGUACAGCCAAAUUUCUUCUUUCACUAAAGAUACAAAUCCGUCAAAGAAUAUUCAGGAUCAACAAGUUACUGUCUUACAACACAAGCUACGUACACUUGAAGCUGAGGUGGAGAAGGUUCGAACCGAGCUUAUGCAUGUGGCUCCCUCUUCAAGACAAGAAUGGUCUCCUCCAUAAGGAAUAG
Molecule: messenger RNA, 654 nt
Organism: Arabis nemorensis
Lineage: Eukaryota; Viridiplantae; Streptophyta; Magnoliopsida; Brassicales; Brassicaceae
Source: the annotation of a GenBank genome assembly